CUUGUUACUCGGUCACAUUUUAUCGAGCAUCAAAACAUUGCGGUGCUUCAAAAACCUCGAUUUUUUGCAUUUUUUCCUUGAAAUUCGACAUGACUUCACUUGAAACUGACCCGAAAGUGCCCGAAAUGGACGAUGACGAUGAUUGCAAGUUACCGGCAGACACAUUGGCGAUCCUGCAACAAUUUUUAAAGGAACAAUCUGAGAAGAAGGAUGACAUACAAGAGGACUGGCAAUUAUCACAAUUUUGGUACAAUGACGCCACAAAAUCAACUUUGAGCAAAGCUUUUGUCAAAAUUUUAGCAAAAUACCACGAAAAACCUGAAGAUUGUCAGAUUGCUUUGAUGUCCUGUCCCAGUCUUUAUCCAGAUACGAAGAAAUUACACGAAAAAACCACAAUUUUCGAAUUUGACGCUAGAUUCAGCAAAUACGAUCCAGAUUUCGUUCAAUAUGAUUACAAUUUGGCAUUAACCGACUCUUAUUUAGACGAACAUGCGAAACGUUUCGACCUCAUAGUACUAGAUCCUCCCUUCUUAUCCGACGAAUGUCUCGAGAAAUCGUCAAUUCUUUGCCAAAAAAUCGCCAAAAACGAUGCAAAAAUCAUUUUAUGCACGGGAAAAGUGAUGUCAGAGUCCGUACCACGUUUCAUGAAGGACCUCAAAGCUUGCAAAUUUGAGCCACAGCACGAGAGGAAUUUGGGAAAUGAUUUUGGAAGUUUCGCUAAUUUUGAUUUAGAUUCAUUUCUGUAAUAAAAAGAGACGAUUUAACUGUUUUUUCUA
Messenger RNA from Culicoides brevitarsis, 776 nucleotides. RefSeq names its product protein-lysine N-methyltransferase CG9154. The record is from RefSeq and is a predicted model, not a curated record. The coding region runs from base 90 to 746 and encodes 218 amino acids. The transcript is spliced from 3 exons. Lineage: Eukaryota; Metazoa; Arthropoda; Insecta; Diptera; Ceratopogonidae. Gene Ontology annotation, molecular function: protein-lysine N-methyltransferase activity; nucleic acid binding. Gene Ontology annotation, biological process: methylation.